Plectropomus leopardus (leopard coralgrouper) is the source of this 747-nucleotide messenger RNA. The record is from RefSeq and is a predicted model, not a curated record. Lineage: Eukaryota; Metazoa; Chordata; Actinopteri; Perciformes; Serranidae.
GCUCUACUCUGACUACCUUUACUUUGGUAUUGCCAACAAGUCUGCAGAGGAUUUCCACGAGAAGGUGUCCGAGUCACUGCAGUUAUUCGAGGGGUGCCUUACGGAGUACACAAUGCGCUCCUGUGUGUACAAUACUACUGUCAACAACGCCAUGCCAGUCAGGCUGCAAGUUGGCCUGUACAUCGUGUACUUAAUGGACUGGCUGAGCGUCUUCAGCAGGGAGCAGAUUCUGGUCCUGAGGUUGGAAGACCAUGCCUCUAACAGGAAAUACACAAUGCACAAAGUCUUUGAUUUCCUUAACCUGGGGCCGCUGACACAAGAAAAGGAGUCAGAGAUCACAAGAAGUCCGGCGUCAAACACCAGGAGGCCGGCUGACAAAAACCUGGGACCCAUGUUGCCCAUCACUAAAGAGAUCCUGCGGGAUUUCUACACGCCGUUCAAUGAGAAAUUGGCCAAAGUGCUGCGGAAUGACUCCUUCCUCUGGGAGAACAACUCAAAACUCUGAACAACCCACCUCCCCUUUACUUCAGUAAAAAAAGAAACCACUGACAUGUCAGCCAGCCCCUUCGUUUAAGCUCCAUCUCUCGCAAGUGCCCAUAAAAAUCGAUGUUUUUUUAAUUUAAAUUAUUUUCUAAGUUAUAAAAGACGAGAUGAAUCAAAGAUAGAAAAUAGCACAAGAGAGUGUGGUGAUUUUGUGUGUGUGUGUGUAUGUAUGUAUGUAUGUAUGUGUGUGUGUGUGUGUGUGUG